Molecule: messenger RNA, 1157 nt
Organism: Durio zibethinus
Lineage: Eukaryota; Viridiplantae; Streptophyta; Magnoliopsida; Malvales; Malvaceae
Source: RefSeq, a predicted model, not a curated record
AUGGCUCUAAAGGCAGGCGCCGUGGUGAAAAAAUGGAGAAGAGAAAUGGCUACCAGUAACAAAGCUCGAACAUUUGCUUUCCAUUUGGUGAAUCUUUCCCCGAUCGGCACCAAGUGCGUCUCCAAAAUCCAGAACAACAUCGUCGUUUUGGCUGACUAUGUCGUUGUUUUCGAGGAUCACGGUCACAUCCCUACCAUUUCUUUCAAGAAAGGAAACUUUACUUCCUCGAGCAUAACUGACUUGCUGCAAACUCAUCCCUACAUAAGUUCUAACAUCCCAUUGACAGAAUGUCAAUUCGUGAGAAUGCAAAUUGACCAAGGUUUGCCAUAUGGGAACAAUCUUCAUCAUUGGGAGAAUGCAACGCGUGCAUUUACAUUCACAACUCAGUAGGCUGGUAAUUACCUAGCAUGUUUCCAGUCGACGAACCAUACUCAUGGAGGUGUAGAAAAAAAUCCAAUAGAUUAUUUCAUUCACGCAAUAUACAUAAGAUAUAAACAUAUCUUUUUUUUUCUUUGCACAAGAUAUACACCAUAUACACAAGAUAUACAAAAAUACAAAAGAUAUAAACACAAGAUAUAAAUUAUUGUGAUUAUCACACUUUUUUUUUUUUUUUGCUCUGUUACGUGAUUGUUCCUCUUUAAUAUAGUGCGAAGUUAUUUCUCUUUAAUGCAAAUUUUAAAUUAAUUUAAUUUAUGGUUUAGAUUCUUCAGCUGAUUUGAAGCCUUUCUUUACCUAACGUUAUCUUCUAAUUGAUGUUACUUGGCAGUUGAGAUUUUAUAGAUAUUGUGAUAUUUUGACAAUAUUGGAAUUAUGCUUUUGGACAUCAAGGUACUUCAUUUUUUCUGAUAGAACACUGCUGUGUUUGUAUUUUCGUGUAUAAUUUGAUGUUGUGCUUUAUAUUCAAAGGGCAAAAGUCAUUAUGGAUAAAAUAAGGUACUUCAAACUUGCAGACCUCUGAUCAUCCAAAAAAGUUUUGAAGAUUUUAAGGAAACUAUGUAACUUCCUCCCUAUAGUUACUAGAUUACAGUGGCUAUUUCCAUAAAAUAAUAGUUUCAUCUGCUUCAUGUCUAAUUCAAAUGCCUUUGGGAUUAGAUUAAAAACAUUUUUAUUUGAUUAGAAGGGUUUUAGAAAGUUAUUGUGUCAUAAGAAUUUUUCGU